CACAAACCUGUUUACAUGAUCUAUAUAAUAAUAAGAUCUGCAGGACCCGGAUGUACAGUACACCGCCCCCCCGCCCGCCUGUCAGCGAGCCUCCUCCUCCGCGCGCUGUCCCCUCCCAGCGGGCUUCCCUCCCUGAGCCACUGCGGUGAAAGCCUCGCGCAGCAGAGCGACGGACGGAGCGAAGCCAGAAGCUGCGUGGAAAGCGAGGACGAGGCUCCGCGAAGCAGCCACCGCCGGGGUUCUUUGUUUCAGCCUACCUGCACCGCCUCCUCCUCCAACGCGCCUUUCCGCUCCGCGUCGCCUGGAUUUCAUCGUCCGACCUGCACGAUGGGAAAUGAAGCCAGCUACCCCCUGGAAAUGUGCUCACAUUUCGAUGCUGACGAGAUUAAGAGGCUAGGGAAGAGGUUUAAGAAACUCGACCUAGAUAACUCGGGCUCUCUCAGCGUGGAGGAGUUCAUGUCUCUGCCAGAGCUGCAACAGAACCCGCUGGUGCAGAGGGUUAUCGAUAUAUUUGACACGGACGGGAACGGAGAGGUGGACUUUAAAGAGUUCAUCGAGGGAGUGUCACAGUUCAGCGUCAAGGGGGACAAGGAGCAGAAACUUCGAUUCGCUUUCAGAAUCUACGACAUGGACAAGGAUGGCUACAUCUCCAAUGGCGAGCUCUUCCAGGUGCUAAAGAUGAUGGUAGGCAACAACCUGAAGGACACGCAGCUCCAGCAGAUUGUGGACAAGACCAUUAUUAACGCAGACAAGGAUGGAGACGGCAGGAUAUCUUUUGAAGAGUUCUGUGCUGUCGUCGGUGGUCUUGAUAUACACAAAAAGAUGGUGGUGGACGUGUGAGCGCUCCUCUGCUCACUGAACCCCCCCUUCCUCCUCGACACUCGCUUUCUCCACCAUCUCUGAAGAUCUGCUCAAGAUGUCCAGCGAAACGCUCUCUGUAACUCAAUGGAAGUAUUCUCUCUCUGUCUCUCACUCUCUGUGAAGCCACUCUUUGUUUUUCAGAAACCACAGGCCUCGCAAAGCCAACUUUGAAGUGUUACUGAACUGUCACGCCUCUCAUUAACCUGGUCGUAGCACUUUAAGAGAGUGAAGGACAUCUGCUGUCAACUGCAAGAGCAUCUCUAAUGUUGGAUGAGGGGAAGACGGUGGCAGUGGAGAGGCUGGUUGGCUUGUUCAUAUUUCAUCCUCUUUUUUUUUUUGUUAAUUGUUACUUUUGAUAUUUAUUUUUUGUUCUUGUCUUUUUAUAAAGAAGAAAAAAACAAGUAUAUCUACAGUUGUCUCGUGAGGGGAGGUGUAUAGCAUAUUAACACUUGACAACUAGAAGGUAGGGUAUGAAGUGCCAACCAGAACAUAUCCAGAAACCAGUCCAAGUUAUUACCCACCACCACCACCGUCGCUCGAGCCGGACAUUUCUAACUACAAUCUGUAUUAGAUGCUAAAUUUCAGAUUUUUUUUGACAAUUUUUUCCUCAGUUUUACCUUAAACAUAAGCAGUUGCAAUUAGUCCAGUCAGGCUUCCAGUCAUUUGGCAAAGCUUAUUUUUUUUUUUGUAUUGUUAGUUUUAUUUAUACUUAAGAAUGUGUUUAUAUUGUUGGAGAUUAUCGUUGUUUCCUGUCAAGAAACUAUAAGUAAAUAUAUUAAUGCCAAGAAAAUGUCUUUCCAAAAAUAAUUUGUGGCUGCAAACUGAUAUGGUUUACUCACAUUUAGCAGUGUGCAGCCAUGAGACAAUCUCCAACUCUCACUUGGACAAAUGGCGUGAACCUUAUUUAAUGUUGGGAACAGAGGCUGGAGCAACUUGCUUAAGAACUAAGUAAUGGAUUUGAAGCUUACGGUGAGAUUAUACGCAGUUUGUGCGAGUAUAUAGCAAUUUAAGAGACUUAUCUGCAGGCAGCGUUUUUUAACCAAUAUGUGUAUAUUAGUUAAUCAAUGUGUGCUGAACUUCAUUAACAGUGAAAGGAGAAGGCUUGGCCUCUGCUUCACAGGAGCCCUUCUGAGUGCUUGUUUCUCAGUCUCAACCCAGGAUGGGUCAGUUUUCUCUAAUGCAACACUUCAGAUCUUAACACAUUGGCAUGAUCAGUGUGCAGUGGAAUAGAAUUUAUACUGUCAGGUGGGUUUUUAAUUUUGCUUUAAUGAGGGGUGGGGGGAGGUUUCAACUUUUUACUGUCACAGUCACCCACCAGUACCAACAGGGAGAAAGAGAUCAAUUCAACCAAACGUAACACGGCAGCGUGGGAGCGUUCGCAGCCCAGCAGCUGCCUCCAACAGAGUCCUCAGUCAGACGUGACUCUGGGGCUCUGUCGUCUUCUAUCCCGAAGCUCUGCACGGCUUGGGCCUCCCUGUGCUCGCAUGACAUGGAAAUAUACUUUAUUUUGGUUGCGCAUGUAGAUUUUCAUUUUAUUUUUUCAAAUAAUCCUCUUGUUUACACAUGGAUGGUGAUGUUAAUAUAUUUAAGAAUUUAACGGUAUACAAUAUGGAUGUUGCCAAACUUUGGUACAUGUACAUGAGGUAACCAAAUGAUCGGAACUACAUGUCACUUUUUGUAUUUUACCUGGGUCAGCGAAAUGCUUCUAUUCCAGUAAAAGUUGCAUAUCUGAUCCCGUCUCAAACUGCCACACACUGUACUCAGCUUAAAGGGGAAAAUUGGAUGUUUUCUUUUCUUUUGUAUAUAAGUAUUUGUUAAAUGCAGUUCUGGCUCUCUGUUCUCUGUAUAGUUCAGACCGCGCUUUAGUUGGUAAGUGCUACUUCUCUGAGGGACUCGGGUUCUUUUUAGUUUUGGGGGAUUUCUGAAAAGAGAAACUUUUCCUUUACUGCAUGCUGCAUCUAAUGCUGUGGGACUGUUGGAAACUUGAUACUGUAUGAAAUUAAAUAAAAUUUAAACUUUGAAAUGUAAAA
Molecule: messenger RNA, 2891 nt
Organism: Betta splendens (Siamese fighting fish)
Lineage: Eukaryota; Metazoa; Chordata; Actinopteri; Anabantiformes; Osphronemidae
Product: calcineurin subunit B type 1-like
Exons: 6
Coding region: 16-840 (274 amino acids)
Molecular function (GO): calcium-dependent protein serine/threonine phosphatase regulator activity; calcium ion binding
Source: RefSeq, a predicted model, not a curated record